UUUCCUGGAGAAAAGGGUUAGUGGCAAGUUGUUGUAAUUUUCAUCCAAUCCUGAACCGCUUUAUUGUAUUGGCACGUAGCGGCUUAUUUUCCCCUUUGUCUGUCCGUGCUGUUUUAUUUGUACGUGUGUAAAUUAAAAACAGCACUACUCCAGCCAGCAAACAAACCCCGUGAAAUGACUUAAACCUAUUAGAAGAAGCCUCCGAAGACAUAACUGGGCUCGACGGUGGAAGUUAACUGGCAAAAUAUAACCAUGGUGGCUGUAAGUUGGUGGAGGAUGACAAGCAAGACGGGAUAGUUGAACUGAGCACUUUUGGGUGAAGAUGGGUGCGUGCGGGUAGCCUUGUAAUUAAUCUCCCGGAUCGAGUAAAGGACGCACAGUGUCAGGUUAGAUGUAAAGUUGCAAGUGAAACCCGCAGAAGGAGGAAUGGGAGUCUCCGCACGGAGGGAGGAUGAGGAGGCAUGCCGUCUCGGUCCUCACUGGUGUUUGACUUGCUAAGGCCAGUGUUCUACUUUGCUGCUGUAAGGUGGAGCAUCCCCACUCUGCCUGGGACACAGCAACAGACGGACAGAUAAACUGCGCUGUGAAGUUCUCCUUUUAAUGGAUGCCAGGGUGGCCCUGCUUCUCUUGUGGACAGUCUUUGUCCUGCUGACAGCUGAACUGAAUUGGAUUGAUGCUGCAAAGGUCUACACCAACACGUGGGCUGUCCAGAUCAAUGGGGGCCCUGGGGAGGCUGAUCGCAUCGCCAGGGAACAUGGUUUCAUCAACCAUGGCCAUGUUUUUGGAGAUUAUUAUCACUUCAGGCAUCACGCCGUGGAGAAGAGAGCUUUGUCUGGCCACAAGAGGAUGCACAUCAGACUGCAAAAAGAACCACAGGUCCUGUGGACAGAGCAGCAAGUGGUGAAAAAGAGGAAGAAGAGGGAUGUGUAUGAAGACCUAACGGACCCUGAUUUCCCCAAGCAGUGGUACCUGUCCAACCCAACACAUCAAGAUCUGAAUACAAAAGCAGCCUGGGCUCAGGGCUACACAGGAAGAGGUGUAGUGGUCACUAUCCUGGAUGAUGGCAUUGAGAAGGACCAUCCCGACCUCAUACGCAAUUACGACCCUGAGGCCAGCUAUGACGUAAAUGAUGGAGAUACUGACCCUCAACCAAGAUAUACACAACGAAAUGAGAACAGGCAUGGAACACGGUGUGCAGGAGAAGUUGCAGCUGCAGCAAACAAUGGCGUAUGUGGCGUGGGUGUAGCCUAUAAUGCUAAAAUUGGAGGAGUUCGUAUGUUGGAUGGGGAGGUGACAGAUGUAGUGGAGGCUCAGUCUCUUAGCCUGAACCCUCAGCACAUCCACAUUUACAGUGCCAGCUGGGGCCCGGAAGAUGACGGCAAGUCUCUGGAUGGCCCUGCCAAGCUGGCUAAGGAGGCUUUCCUCCAGGGAAUCACCAAGGGACGCAGCGGACUGGGCUCCAUCUUCGUCUGGGCUUCGGGUAAUGGUGGCCGGGAGCAAGACAGCUGUAACUGUGACGGCUACACGAACAGCAUUUACACCCUGUCCAUCAGCAGCACCACGCAGUCCGGCAACGUGCCGUGGUACAGCGAGCCCUGCUCCUCCACCCUCGCUACCACCUUCAGCUCUGGAAACCCGGGGGAGAAGCAGAUAGUGACCACUGACCUGAGGCAAAAAUGCACAGACUCUCACACGGGGACGUCCGCGUCAGCACCGCUCGCUGCUGGGAUCAUCGCUCUGGCUCUGGAGGCCAAUAUGAACUUAACCUGGAGGGAUAUGCAGCACCUGGUGGUGAGAACAUCCCAGCCCGGGCAUCUCAGCGCCGGUGACUGGAAGACCAAUGGAGUGGGGCGCAGAGUGAGUCAUUCGUACGGUUAUGGGCUCCUGGAUGCAGGCGCUCUGGUGGCGUUGGCACAGAAUUGGACAUCAGUGGGACCGCAGCGCCAGUGUGUUAACACGAUGCUUUCAGAACCAAGAGACAUCGGGAACAAACUGGUGUUCAGCAAGAGCGUGGAUGCCUGCUGGGGACGACCAGAGCAUGUCAGCUCCCUGGAACACGUUCAGGCUCGCCUCACUCUCUCCUACAACCAGAGAGGAAAAUUGGCCAUUCAUCUCAUCAGCCCGCUGGGCACACGCUCCACCCUGCUGUUCCCCAGGCCCAAUGACUUCUCCUCAGAGGGUUUCAAUGAUUGGGCCUUUAUGACCACACACUCAUGGGACGAAGACCCUCAAGGAGAGUGGACCCUGGAGAUAGAAAAUGUAGCACCUAAUGGACGUGACUAUGGUGUGUUAAGUCAAUUCACCCUCAUCCUGUGGGGUACUGGGCCCAGCAUAGUCAACCCCUCGUCCCCUGACUUCCCUCGGCCGUCCAACAACAGCUGCAAGACAUUCGAUGCCCAGCAGAUCUGUAUCGAGUGCAGCCCUGGCUUCUCCCUCUUCCUGCAGGGUUGUGUGAAGUUGUGUCCGCCGGGCUUCACGUCGGGGCAGCAGCUCCUCAACCUCUCUCUGGAGAACUGGGUGGAUUUGUCCUCCGUCCAGGCCUGCCUGCCCUGCAAUCCUGCCUGUCUCACUUGCUCUGGCACCGGGCCUGCAGAUUGCCUGUCCUGCCCUCCUCACAGCCAUCUGGUCUUCACCUCCUGUUUGCACCAGAAUCAAGUCCAGCGAAAAUCCCCUCUAACUGGAGGACUCCAGGGUGACGGAGCGCAGCCAGAAGGUGCGAGUCCAGCAGCAGCAGACCACAACAGCAAAGUAGCUGAGGAAUCCCCAGGGCUCAUUGUAGCUCCGUCCACUCAACUCCCUGCCGUCGUGGCCCUUCUCAGCUGUGCCUUCAUCCUGGCUGCCUUCGUCGGGGUCUUCUUCUUGCUGCAGUUACGCUCAGGUGGCGCUUCUGCCUGGAGGACCAAAUUGCCCUCUGGAUUUUCAGAGACGAAGGGGGUGCGGGUGGGCUUUGGUUUUGGCUUCCGGCAGGGACGGGAGAGAAAGGCAAGGAUAUGCUACAAGGGAAUCCCCACUGUGUGGGCGGAUGAGGACAUGAUUGCCUACGAGUCUGAAUCAGACAGCGAGGAAGUGGACGGUCACAGCGAGAGAACAGCUUUUAUUAAGACGCAGAGCUCAAUCUAGCUGAAGCUGCAUCUGCUGUUGUGGUGUCUGACACGACGACAGGUCUGACUGCACGGAGCUGAUUCGUGAAGCAGAAUCGCACAGGUUCAGAAAAACACAAAGCGCAGGCCUUACUGUCCCAUCGGCACCCCAUCCAAACGCAAAAGAGCCAAUCAUUUUUUUCAUGUAUUUAUUUGCUACAUGCUUCAUGUGUAUUUUCAUGUAUUUUAUCUUUUAUUUGAUUGAUGUCAGUUGUAUUGAUAAGCCAUUUAAAUGUGUUAUGCAACUAAUUUACUUUGGAAAUAUUUCUCAGAGUGCUUUCCAGAAAAUGAGUAUUGCCACGCCCCAAAGCUUGGAUACCUAACAGGAGAGGGUUAGAGACAGAAUGGUCUAAUAUUAAGCAGCAGAGACCAAGAUAUCCUGAGUUUUGAAGAGGCACGACCAUGACGUUGUGCAACUCCACCUAGAAUAAAUAAACGUACCUUAUUUAAAUUUGGCAACAAUGCAGUGCAUUCAGCACGACUGCUAUUUUUGAUCAGCCACUAGAAUUCUCCUUCUGACCGCCUGUGCGUCUGUGACAGUUGCUGUAUCUCCUCCACUUAUUAAAAAAAAAAAAAAAAAAAGAUGGCGCUUUAAUUAGAAUUGUUAUUUUGCAGAAGAGUACAAACUCAAAAUUAUCCUGUGGCCAUAUGCUGCAGGCGUGCAAAGGCAAACAAGGAAGAUUAGAAUAUUUUGGCUUUUAUUGGAAUAUUUUCUCUCUGAUGCCUCAGGAUAUUAUAGCAUUACAGUGACAAGGGUGACAAAAUCACAGUCCACACCACCAGGGAAGUGUUCCUGUGCUCGUGUUUGUGUUCGUGGCUUGAUGCAGCGCCUUUGGGCACUUCCACUGAAAAGUGCAUUCUGGUGUUUUGGGUUGUAGUUUGUAACCCAGCUCUCAUCACUGGGGAUGACAUCCUGGUCAGUUUGAGAGGGAAGUUGUUUACUCGAGGCAUUUGAGGUCGCGAUGAGUCUGCCGAGACACGUGAUGAAAAGGGCAGCUCCAGGGAGUGACUUAAGAAAAAAAAUAGUGGGAGUGCUGGAAGCACUCGAGAAGGUCAAGCUGACCUUGAAGGGGAGCUCAAAUUCAAGUUGGGUAUGGUUUUUGCUUUUUAUAGACAAAGUUGCAAACUUUUUGAUUGCAUUUGUAGGUCAAGACCCCAAAUUGAUGAAUACUAGUGUCCAACUGAAUAUCUGUAAAUUUCAAACUAUAUAUCUGCACUUGGUAAUGCAUGGUUCUUGAGGGGGAGAAAAAAACAGCGCCCCCUAGCAUAAAAACUAAUCAGAACUCGGAGUAAUCUUGAUGGAAUCACAGUAGUUAAUUUAUUCAGGCUUAGCAAAGCACCUCCAGAAGUAAAGGCCUUAUUCAGAGGCUGAGAAGCACAUGUGCCAAGCAGUGUGUAGAAAUGUGUGGAGUGGCCCUUUACUCCAUUACUUUAUCUAAGGCAUAUCUAAUUUGUCUCAAAUACAAACAUCUGGCCUCUACUUCAGGUGGACUUCUAAUAUAUUGCUGUUGUUAUCUUUCAUCAGAGACCUGACAGAUUGCAGGCCAGGGGUUAUAAAGUUGACUCGCUGUUCAUUAAUGCUAAGAAAAACUUUAAAUUGAGGAUUUCUGCAGCGCGCUGGGACAGCAUAAUAAAACAUCCCCGCAGGUUGUUUGAUAAGCAGGAAACUGUGGAGGAUGCUCCGUUUUCAAUCAAGCCUCAGUGGGAAUUUCCACUGCAGCGCAGACACCAGAGAUGGUACAUCAGUCACACAGAAAUGUGCCGAAUUACAGUGAAGCAGCACUGUUUUUUAAUGACAUUAACCACUCAGCCCAAAAGCUGCUUGGCUGACCUUGUGAAGCAUUGUACCACUUGGUUACUGCGGGUGAGAAACAAGAUAAUUCUCUCUUCAUUUUCCCCACAGAGUGUGCUUUAUAUUGAUUUUGGGGCUUCUCUUCCAGAACAUCUUCAUCAAAGUGAAGCUUCCUCCCUUUCUGCUGUGAACACCAAACAUAAAAGGACAAAUUCAUGCUUUAUAUUCUCUCUAUAACGACGUAGACUUGCAGCUACGUGGCCAAAUCAGAGCCUUUGGAUCCAAAAGACCAGAAUGGCUAGUGCUUAAAAAAAAAAUCAGAAGAUAAUGAUUCAAUUUUCUAUGUUUGUUUUUAUUUUUAAUCCUUUUUUUUUAUUAUUUAACUGAUGACGGAUGUUAUGUGUUGAGAUCAAUUUCAUGCUGGAUUAAUUAAAAAAAAAAAAAAAGUUUGGCUGUUGUGAAGCAGGUCUGUGUUUUUACUGCCAGGGUUGAAAACUUUUAUAGUUUUUUUAAUGCAUCUUAAAUUCAGCCCCUGACACACAACCCCCACCACCACCACACACACACACCCCACAGAGAGCAGAUGGUUCCUCGCUUCUUCAUGGUCAUAUAUCAGUGUUGCCGCUGCGUUUCCUUCACUCCUGGCGUUGAGCUUUAACAGAGUGCCAGCCUUCUUUUUUCCUGCCUGCCAUCCAGUUGCAGCAGUGAGCAAAGCUGCCAAGAACGCCUUCAAGAAACUGUUCCCUCAAGCUUCAGCGUAGCGGGCCCCUUAAAGUUUAAAUUAAUAUAAAUGGAGGUUUGUAUGCAUGGGGGAAAACACCAGGCGGGCGGUGGCAGCAGCUUUGUUCAUUAGCAGCUUCCCCCCCCCCCCUCCUCCCUCUACAGAGGUGCAGGUAACUGGGUUCAUGGGUGAAGGUACAUUCAUUUUGUGGCCCAUAAUUAGAUCUGCCGGGAGAACUCGCCGCACAAUUCAGCACUCCCUGCAUGUCAUGUUUUGCAUUUUAAAUCCAAACCAAUCGCGUGUGCAAAUUGUUUUGUAGAUUAUUUUUUUUUACCUUUUGGAAAAAGUGGAUGAAUUUGAAAGCCUUUUGUCUCCAUCAGUCACACCGCCAUUACACGUGUGUAGGAGUGGGUAUUUUGUUUGUCCUUUUUCCCCCCACACCUUGCCCUUUAUAGCUUGUAGUAAUUAGCUGCCAUGUACUGCGACAAUGCUGUCUACUAACUAGACUUGGCAACAAUACACAUUCCGUUAAUUAAAACGGGACUCACGAAUCAGCUCCUCAUUAGUUGAUUUCACAAUAGGAUGCUCUGGACUCAGGGCCUCAUUAUUCCAGCAGGUCAUGUUAUCUAUGCUGGUGCUGAACAUCAUAAAGUCACCCGUCAUAUCCCCCUCGUCCCCCCCCCCCCCAAAAUGGGAGGAGAGGCACCAUUUUUCCAGAUUCGUGAUCCAUUUUUAUGUAGCAGCAGCAAAGAAGCAUUUCAUGUUCGACUCCUGCUCGCUGCUGUCACCCAUACCAUCAACACCUUCACCUCAAAGUGGUAAACAUGGGAAAACUUCCUGCUGCUUUUAACUACAUGUGAGCUGAAGUGUGAACUUUAAUGCUCGCCUUGACAGAUAUGCCGAACAGGAGACCGACUGCUGACAAGUGAAGCAUUGGACAGUCUAAGAGGGUUGAUAUGCCGAUGCACUUCUCUGACUGACAGCAUCCACAGACAUUUACACCGACUCAAUGUUGCCCCCUGCUGAUCAUCACUUACUCUAUUUAGGAGCAGCAUGUUAAUUAUCCAGAUAUUAAUUAAUGAAUUAAACAGUUGGGGGGAGGGGGGGUGGAAGUAUUUGAAGAUAAAGAGAGGCCUUUACAAAAGGCUAACUUUGUGUUUUCAUCUUUAUUCGCGUCCCAUCUCUUUUUGUUCUUCUGCAGCGUUAAUCCCCCGUGAAUAACAAAUGCAAGUAGAGACUUUCAUACAUUACCUCUGAACAAACAAAAACAGUGCUACAAGAGAGGAGAGAAAAAAGAAAAA
This is a messenger RNA of Pelmatolapia mariae (spotted tilapia), 6954 nucleotides long. It is a transcript of the gene furinb, whose product is annotated as furin (paired basic amino acid cleaving enzyme) b. The transcript is spliced from 16 exons. Gene Ontology annotation, cellular component: trans-Golgi network; Golgi membrane. Bases 601 to 3120 code for a protein of 839 amino acids. Gene Ontology annotation, molecular function: serine-type endopeptidase activity. The record is from RefSeq and is a predicted model, not a curated record. Lineage: Eukaryota; Metazoa; Chordata; Actinopteri; Cichliformes; Cichlidae. Gene Ontology annotation, biological process: peptide hormone processing.